Molecule: messenger RNA, 1890 nt
Organism: Spinacia oleracea (spinach)
Lineage: Eukaryota; Viridiplantae; Streptophyta; Magnoliopsida; Caryophyllales; Amaranthaceae
Product: NAC domain-containing protein 35
Exons: 3
Coding region: 140-1642 (500 amino acids)
Biological process (GO): regulation of DNA-templated transcription
Molecular function (GO): DNA binding
Source: RefSeq, a predicted model, not a curated record
UAAUUUUCUCACUCCUAAUACAGUACAAUAAGUCCAAGUAUAAAAGGGCAGUACUUUUCCCUUAAAACCGAGGAACUAACAAAAAAAGAAGGAAGAUAACAUUUUGAUAAGUAGCUUAUUUUUGUUUUGGCUUCCUUUUAUGGCAAUUGCCAAUACCAUGAAUCUGAGUAACGUCGAUAUAAAUAACAGCGGCAACAACAACGAUAAGCAGGAGGAUGAUCAACAACCACAACAACAACAACAACAACAACAAUCUGAUCAUGAUGACGACGAGCACGAGCAUGACAUGGUGAUGCCCGGUUUUCGAUUCCACCCUACUGAAGAAGAACUCGUGGAGUUUUACCUUCGCCGUAAGGUGGAGGGCAAGAAAUUUAAUGUAGAACUCAUUACUUUUCUCGAUCUUUAUCGCUACGACCCUUGGGAACUCCCUGCCUUGGCAGCAAUCGGGGAGAAAGAAUGGUUCUUCUAUGUGCCAAGAGACCGGAAGUACCGGAAUGGCGAUAGGCCUAAUCGAGUAACCACAUCCGGUUAUUGGAAAGCAACCGGAGCUGAUCGAAUGAUACGAGGGGAGAACUCCCGCCCCAUCGGCCUUAAAAAAACACUAGUCUUUUACUCCGGUAAGGCCCCUAAAGGUAUCCGAACUAGUUGGAUUAUGAACGAAUACCGACUUCCCCAACACGAAACUGAACGAUAUCAAAAGGCGGAGAUAUCACUUUGCCGGGUGUAUAAGCGACCAGGGGUGGAGGAUCAUCCGUCUGUGCCGCGAGGAAAUAGCCUGCCGUCAAGGUCAUCUAAAGCAACAUCGUCAUCUUCGGAGAGGAAGAACUACCAUAACGCAUUUAGAGCACAAACAACAUGUUUGCAACAGCAAAUGGAGCAGCAACAACCGCCGCCUCAGAUGGGUGAGAAGGUGAGUGAGACAGACGCUAGUAGUAGCACAGAAGUGGGAACAGCUCUUGGACUUUCUCACCAUAGUUCUUACAGUGCGGUGAGUCCUUUAGCGACCCCACUACAACAAUCGCUAACUCCUCCACCACCGCAACCACCAACACCAUCCUCUAUCGAGGUCAAUAGAAUGAUGCAAUUGUUGAAUGAUAAUCACCCAAACUUGAAGCAUCACCAAGUGGUAAGUGGUGGAGGUGGCGGAGGUGGAGGCGAUCAUGGUGUAAUUACAUCAAUGUCUUCACCUCUUAACGCCUCCAUUACUCAUCCUUCUUCUGCACUACUUCAUCAGCCGAGUAUGGAAGAUAUUCAUAGAUUAGUUGAGUAUCAACAAGCUUGCAUCCAUCACCAUUUCCAACAACAACAACAACCGCUACCACAGCAACAUCACCAGCAGUUCCAGUUUGAAGCACUUAACAAUAGUGGUAACCCCAGCAGCAGUGGUAGUACUACUAAUAACUUGCCCUUUUUGUUCUCCAACUAUCUAUUCUCACCUGCACAACAAGCACAAGCAUCACUUAUUGACAAUCCCCAUCCACCAACAACAACAGCAGCCGGCGGCUCUAGUAGUAGUUUACAGUUGCCUCCAGUAACUGUUGCUGGUGCUGGUGCUGGACUCGCGUUUUCAGACCGAUCAUUGUGGGAUUGGAACCCGUACUCAGAACCGAAUAGGGAUCACUUCAGUAACCUCUUCAAGUAACUUAUCGCUCCUUCCGCAAUAGGGACUUGCAUACUACAUAUAUCAUGAGAAGCAUAACUAAUUAAGUACGUACUACUUUUCAGAUACAUUAAUUUCUUAAAUUAUCAUCAUGUUUUACUUAUAUGUUUUUCUACCCGGAAUUUUAUAUAGGCGUAUAUGACCACUAUAAUUAAAUUUUAUGUACUAUGUAUGCGCGCAUUUUGUUAUUUUUAAGCUAAGCACCCAAUCUUAGAGUCAAUUUUAAUGGA